This is a messenger RNA of Solea senegalensis (Senegalese sole), 2799 nucleotides long. RefSeq names its product collagen beta(1-O)galactosyltransferase 1a (gene colgalt1a). Lineage: Eukaryota; Metazoa; Chordata; Actinopteri; Pleuronectiformes; Soleidae. Gene Ontology annotation, molecular function: procollagen galactosyltransferase activity. The record is from RefSeq and is a predicted model, not a curated record. Bases 178 to 2019 code for a protein of 613 amino acids. The transcript is spliced from 12 exons.
CUUUAAAGCUCAACUUUGCAGUGUUGUCACAUCAGGAGCUGCUGCACUCAUUUUGCCUUUUUGUGAUGACCGCGAAAAGUAAAGAGGCAACUUUUGAACAUUGCCCCAUCACGAGCCAUAACCACCACCCACCCACCUAGAAUUUUUAAACAUAGUAUUUCUUCAUUUAAUGUCACAAUGUCCUGUGCAAACUUGGCCUGCCUCUGCGCCGCGCUGCUCCUCUGCCUUCUGUCCUGCUGCUGCUCUCCUGCCCAGGGAUACUUUGCGGAGGAGCGCUGGUGCCCCGAGUCUCCGCUCCUGGCUCCGCGGGUCCUCGUCGCCCUCAUCUGCAGAAACUCCGAACACUCCCUGCCGUAUUUUCUCGGGGCCUUUGAUCGACUCAACUAUCCCAAGGACCGCAUGGCUCUGUGGGUAGCGACUGAUCAUAACGAGGACAACACCACUGUCAUCCUGCGUGACUGGCUCGUCAAAGUGCAGAAACUUUACCAUUAUGUGGAAUGGAGGCCAAAAGAGGAACCCAGACGUUACACAGAUGAAGAUGGUCCAAAGCAGUGGACUGACCUCCGUUAUGAGCAUGUUAUGAAGCUUCGGCAGGUCGCACUCGAGUCAGCUCGUGAGAUGUGGGCGGACUUCUUUAUGUUGGUGGACUGUGAUAAUUUGCUCACCAAUCCCGAUGUGAUGUGGAAGCUUAUGAAAGAGAAUAAGACCAUCAUCGCCCCAAUGCUUGACUCCCGUGCUGCCUAUUCAAACUUCUGGUGUGGAAUGACUUCGCAGGGUUACUAUAAGCGCACCCCUGCCUACAUACCCAUUAGGAAGCAGCUGCGUAAGGGCUGUUUUGCUGUACCCAUGGUCCACUCCACCUUCCUGAUUGACCUGAGGAAAGAGGCAUCCAAACAGCUGGCCUUUCAUCCACCACACCCUGAAUACAACUGGGCAUUUGAUGAUAUUAUUGUGUUUGCAUACUCUGCUAGGAUGGCAGAUGUUCAAAUGUUUGUAUGUAACAAAGAGACCUAUGGAUACUUCCCUGUGCCCCUCCGAUCACAUAAUACUUUGCAAGAUGAAGCUGACAGCUUCUUGCAUACCGUGCUGGAAGUUAAUGUGCGAAAUUCCCCAGUGAUGCCUUCCAAAUACAUACGUGCUCCUAGAAAAAAACCUGAUAAAAUGGGAUUUGAUGAGGUUUUCAUGAUUAACCUCCAGAGACGGACUGACCGUCGAGAUCGUAUGCUGGGGGCAUUGUACCAGCAGGAGAUUGCUUGUAAGGUCAUUGCAGCCGUAGAUGGAAAAGCAAUGAAUGCCAGUGAAGUUCAAUCUCUGGGCAUCCAUAUGCUCCCGGGAUACAGUGACCCCUAUCAUGGUCGACCACUGACAAAAGGAGAACUGGGAUGUUUCCUUUCCCACUAUAAAAUCUGGAAAGAGAUAGAGGAGCGACGCCUGACCACCUCUCUGGUGAUUGAAGAUGACCUGCGCUUUGAAGUCUUUUUCAAACGCCGCUUAAUGAACUUGAUGAUUGAAAUACAGGAAGAAGGACUGGACUGGGAUCUCAUUUAUAUUGGUCGUAAGAGAAUGCAAGUGGAUCAUCCAGAGAAAGCGGUGCCUAAUAUACACAACUUAGUGGAAGCAGACUAUUCAUAUUGGACACUAGGUUAUAUGAUAUCAUUACAAGGUGCUGAGAAGCUUCUGAAAGCUGAGCCUCUGAAGAGGAUUUUACCAGUGGAUGAGUUUCUUCCUAUCAUGUACAAUAAACACCCUAUGACUGAUUAUAUGGAGCAGUUUGAAACUAGGGACUUGAAGGCAUUUUCCGCAGAGCCUCUUCUAGUGUAUCCAACACACUACACUGGCGACCCGGGCUACAUCAGCGACACUGAAACCUCCACAGUGUGGGACAACGACAAGGUCCGUACAGACUGGGACAGAGCCCGCUCAGGAAAAACUGGGGAGCAAGCUGAGAUCAGCACCGAGGCCCAGAACUCAGAUGUGCUACAGUCCCCUCUGGACAGUACAGCACGGGACGAGCUAUGAGACCCUUGUAGAAACUCACAGGUGCACAGGGCAAAUGAACUUGUUUUUUUUUUUAACAAGGUGUCAUCUGUGAUACUUUGUAUUUUGUAUCAUCAUGGGGAUGUGACAUCAGAGUUUGGAGAAAGAUUUAAUUUAAGUAGAUGUGACAGAUUAAAAGGCGAUCAGGUGUAUCUUAUGCUUUCCAUCAUGCUGUUUGUAUCGAAUAUAAAUGCACUAGACUUGCCAUUUGGGAUGGCAUUUGCAGUACCCAGCUUCUGUCUGUCAUACAGAAUUGAAUAUAUACAGUAUAUAUUAGUCAAGGAUGCAAUUGGACUGUUACAUUUCAGUCACUGGGCAAUUAUGUUUGUCCUAGUUUGACAUUACACUGUGAAAUGCUUUUACAAAUGAAUUAGGGAUCAACUGUACUGUUUGUCACUGAGCAAAAGCAAAACUGAAAUCGACAGUAUAAUUUUAAAGAAACAUCUGCAUGUCUUUGGCUUUCAUCGUUAGUAUUUCCUCUUAACGGUCAACUGUACGUAAGCAAACACUUGAGAUGUUUGCAGCAGAUCUUUGCCAAAGAAACAACAGACACAAACAAGCAACAGUUUGAAAGCAAAUAUGUCAGUCUUGCUUUGAAAUAAUUUAUUCCAUCCUGGAUUCUGCCUUUCAUGGCUGCAAUAGAUGUCUCAAGAAUGUGAUAUCUGUGAGGUACUGAUGGGAGAUGUUCGCCAUCUGAUUUUGCACGGGAAUGUUAUUGGUGCAUUGUGCCAACAAAAAAUAAAAUGCAGAAUUUUUGAAAAA